UAUCUAUAUCUCACCCAUUUUCCUCAUACUACAUCUCAUUACUAUAUUCUUCCUCAACAAAAAAAAAAAAUCAACAUGAAACCUAUUACCACCUUUCUCUUACUCACUACUCUAUUGAUCAUAUCUUCAUCCUCUUUUGCAACCCGACCCGUUUUAUCCGGAUCUUCUCCUACUCAAGUCAAACAACACUCCAAGCCCAAAGACAAAAACAAUAACAAUAACAACAACCAAGGUAAUGGUGGUAUUCCAGGUGGUUUUUUUGGACCAGGAGGAGGAUUCAACAUUCCUGGAUUUGGAAACGGGUUUGGUAAUGGAAUUGGAGGUGGAUAUGGAUCCGGGUAUGGAGGUCCAAAUGGAGGACACAAUAAAAAUGGUAUAGUAAGGCCCACUGUUGUAUGCAAAGAUAAAGGACCUUGUUACCAAAAAAAGUUGACAUGUCCAGCUAAGUGUUUCACUUCUUACAGCCGGUCCGGUAAGGGCUACGGUGGCGGUGGCGGCGGUGGUGGUUGUACUAUUGAUUGUAAGAAGAAGUGUUCAGCUUAUUGUUGAAUGGAUUGAAGUGCAUUAAUUAUAAAUGUAUGGUAACAACUAACAAGUUGUUGUCUCUAGUACUAAGACUAUAGUACCUUAGUACUAUUUGUAUUAACACUAUUAUAUAUAUGUAGCAUGUAUGCAACAAUUUAUAAUAUAUGGUUUUGAAUUUUGAUCACCCUUUUAGAUGAAAAAAUAAAUAGUAAGUAGAUACAUUUUCUUUGGAGCUUAUAUGCUUUUGAUUAUGUCUACUUCUAUAUCUAUAGAUAAAAGAAAAUUUGUGGGAUUUUCUUGAUGGAGGAGAGGAUUAUAUAAUUGUGGAGUGUAUUUUUGUUUAAUAUGUAGUAUGAAGAAGAUGAUAUACAUAGUUUGGCUAUCUUGUGUUAGUAUGGUAA
Messenger RNA from Trifolium pratense (red clover), 926 nucleotides. RefSeq names its product ATP-dependent RNA helicase A-like. The transcript has a single exon. The record is from RefSeq and is a predicted model, not a curated record. The coding region runs from base 76 to 549 and encodes 157 amino acids. NCBI's taxonomy places the organism in Eukaryota, Viridiplantae, Streptophyta, Magnoliopsida, Fabales, Fabaceae.